Molecule: messenger RNA, 1914 nt
Organism: Aricia agestis (brown argus)
Lineage: Eukaryota; Metazoa; Arthropoda; Insecta; Lepidoptera; Lycaenidae
Product: prolyl 4-hydroxylase subunit alpha-1-like
Exons: 12
Coding region: 212-1894 (560 amino acids)
Biological process (GO): peptidyl-proline hydroxylation to 4-hydroxy-L-proline
Cellular component (GO): endoplasmic reticulum
Molecular function (GO): protein binding; procollagen-proline 4-dioxygenase activity; iron ion binding
Source: RefSeq, a predicted model, not a curated record
UUUGUCCGUUGACCCAAUCUGCGUGCGCUCGCGCAGUACGAGUCUGCGAUUGCCAGUGUUCGAUUGCAGAAGUGUGUAGUUCUGUGUGUUCGGAAUUCGGAUUUCAUUUAAAUUUUGAACACAUUCUCCUCGUUACCUACCAAGAAUAUAAUAUUAUGUGCCUGGAACAUUUUCAACGGUUUUUAUUGAACUGAUAUUGUAAUCGAUAAAAAUGUUUUCCAAGACGAUUAUUUGCAGUGUGCCAAUAUGGUGUUUAUUUGUUCUUAACCUGUUAGCACAAUCGAAAGCAGAGAUUUUCACUGCAAUAUCAGAAGUGGAGCCCUUGCUGGAGACACACAAGAGAAUUAUCGAAGAUCUAGACGACUACAUUACCAAAGAAGAAAAUAGACUUAGCGUAUUAAAGAGGCAUUUAGAGAUAUACAAGCGGGAACAUGACAAGGCUAUGGAGGACAUCCCGAACUACCUCGGUAACCCUAUCAACGCGUUCACGCUUAUCAAAAGACUGACCACGGAUUUGGACUUCAUCGAGCAGAGCAUCGAAGUGGGCACAGAGUACAUAAAGAACAUAACGGUGCUGAACAACUACGCGGACGUGAAGUAUCCUACGUUGGAAGAUCUGACGGGCGCGGCGCAGGCGCUCACUCGCUUGCAAGAGACAUACCACCUUGACGUCGCUGACUUGGCCGAGGGGAGGCUGAAUGGGGUUUUAUACAGUUCCACCAUGAGCGCAGGCGACUGUUUCGAGCUAGGCAAGGCGCUCUACAACGAAAAGGAUUACACGAACUGUCUAGCGUGGAUGACGAUAGCUCUACAAAAAUUCAAUGAAGAGAAUAACUCGUAUCCGUUCUCGGAAGUGGAUAUUCUCGAGUACAUAAGCUUCGCUCAUUAUUUGCUAGGAGACGUAAGGCAAGCUCUAGAAUGGACGAAGAAGUUAAUCGCGAUAGAGCCGACACACGAGCGCGCUCUCGGCAAUAUCCCGCACUACCAGGCCACCAUCGCUGCGCAGGAGGAGAAAAGGAAGAAGAGAUUGAGAGGGGAUACCGGGGAAGACUUCUUAGAAGAAGAGGAAGAUGACCAACAACCCAAGGAGCUGAGCAGCUACGGCAAGGAGCGCAAGAUGUACGAGACCCUGUGCCGCGGGGAAAUGGACAUCUCACCGAAAAUAGCUAAAGAAUUAACCUGUCGUUACCUGACGGAGAAUCACCCGUUCCUGCGUCUGGCGCCGAUCAAGAUGGAGUACAAGUACCGCGACCCCGACAUCGUGCUGUUCCACGAGGUGCUCAGCGACUCGGAGAUCGAACAUCUCAAGGAGCUCGCGCAGCCUAGGUUCCGUCGCGCUACGGUCCACGACCCCAAGACGGGCAAGCUGGUGCCGGCCCACUACCGCAUCAGCAAGUCGGGGUGGCUGCGCGACGACGAGUCGCCGGUGGUCGCGCGCGUGUCGCGCCGCGUCCGCGACAUCACCGGCCUCGACCUCGCCACGGCCGAGGAGCUGCAGGUCGUUAACUACGGCAUCGGCGGACACUACGAGCCGCACUUUGACUUCGCACGGAAGCAAGAGACAGCAUUUACUGAGCACCAGGGCAAUAGAAUCGCUACUGUUUUAUUCUAUAUGUCGGAUGUGGCCCAAGGCGGCGCCACAGUGUUCACGGAGCUAGGGUUGAGCCUGUUCCCGGUGCGCGGGGCGGCCGCGGUGUGGCUCAACCUGCACGCGUCCGGCGAGGGCGACCUGGCCACGCGCCACGCCGCUUGCCCCGUGCUACGCGGCUCCAAGUGGGUGUGCAACAAGUGGAUACACCAGGGCGGGCAGGAGCUGAUCAAGCCCUGCAACUUGGAGUACCAGCGUGAGGAGACGCGCCCGCUGCCCAAACCAGUCUACAAGACCUUCAGAUAACUCCCAGUGUUUGUCCAGUU